GUUGUGUCAAAAGCUAUACAUUAUAGAAAAGAAAUGAAUAUUUCAUUUAAUGAAAAAGUAAAAUUAUUGAAAAAUUAUAUUUUGAAUGGACUUCUUCGUGUACUUGGAUGUCAUAUUAGAUGUGACAGAUAAACGGUAUCUGAUUGAAUUGGUGUACCCAAUAAAACUACAGUCAACAACUAUAUUUUUGUUCAGGUAUUUUUGUGAGGGGAUUAAAAAGAAUGAAAAUAAUUUAGUCCCUGAAUUACAAAAAUAUGGUAUAUGGAAUGAUUUAAUGGCAGCAAUAAAUUUGGUAGCAUUUCACGCUAAUAGUUUAAUACACAAUGUUAAUAAUAACUGUGUUAAAGGUUACAAUAGCAUAGUUGCUAAGUAUAUAGGCGGUAAACGUGUUAACUUUUCAUUUAAAGGCUCAUAUAAUUUACGUUGUCAUACCGCAGUAUCUGCGUAUAAUUAUGGUCCUUCUCAUCUCAGACAAUUCAUAAAAAAGUAACAAACUUUAGCCCUGGGAAAUAUAUAAAACAAUAUAUUUCUAAGAAAAAAAAAAAAUUCUCCAUAGACGUCGACUUGUCA
Molecule: messenger RNA, 570 nt
Organism: Sipha flava (yellow sugarcane aphid)
Lineage: Eukaryota; Metazoa; Arthropoda; Insecta; Hemiptera; Aphididae
Exons: 2
Coding region: 86-490 (134 amino acids)
Source: RefSeq, a predicted model, not a curated record